Molecule: messenger RNA, 624 nt
Organism: Suillus subalutaceus
Lineage: Eukaryota; Fungi; Basidiomycota; Agaricomycetes; Boletales; Suillaceae
Product: cytochrome c oxidase assembly protein PET191-domain-containing protein
Exons: 3
Coding region: 161-430 (89 amino acids)
Biological process (GO): mitochondrial respiratory chain complex IV assembly
Cellular component (GO): mitochondrion
Source: RefSeq, a predicted model, not a curated record
GAUUGCAACCUGCUCUCCUGAACCAUCAAGUCAUCCCAAGCCUGGCCUGGCCUGACCUCUCAUCACAUCACUCAGACGCUGUACGACAGCAAGCUGGGCUUACAUAGUUUUACAGCGGGAAUUGACUUUGGGUGUGCCAACGGACGCUGCUACAUUGGUCAUGUCCUCCUCCUGUGACGCUCUCCUCAAAGCACUCAAGGAAUGCCUUCUCAAUUCCGACUGUGUCCAAAAGCAAGGACAUCUUCCUUCGGAGUGUCUCAAGCAACACAGUAAUGAAUUACCGGAACAAUGUCAGCUACUUAGAAAGUCCACUUUCGAGUGCAAACGCAAUAUGUUGGAUAUGAGGACUCGGUUUCGAGGUAACACGGUGGGAAUGGACGCUGAGAAGCUCAGACAGCAGAAGACUCCUGCACCUCCUGCACAAUCAUGACGUGAUAGAUGGUACAAGUUCUAUCACGAUGGCGACUCGGAAUCAUUGUUUUUCCUUAGAAUCUCGUUCCGAUGUAUCCACUGGGGGUCAAUAGCGUUGUGUCGAUCACACUUGUCCUUGUAGCACUUCACUGUCUUCCCGACGAAAUCAAAGAAAGCAUUCACUACUGCGAGCCAUGCCGCUUAAGCAUUCAC